AUGGCAGAAGGAGAGGAGAUUCAACCACUUGUUGUCGAUAAUGGAACCGGAAUGGUCAAGGCUGGUUUUGCUGGUGACGAUGCUCCAAGAUCAGUCUUCCCUAGCAUCAUAGGCCGUCCUAGACAUGCUGGUGUUAUGGUUGGAAUGGGACAGAAAGAUGCAUAUGUAGGCGAUGAGGCGCAAUCGAAAAGAGGUAUACUUACCUUGAAGUAUCCUAUUGAACAUGGUAUAGUUAGUAAUUGGGAUGACAUGGAGAAGAUUUGGCAUCACACUUUCUACAACGAGCUUCGUGUUGCUCCUGAAGAACACCCUGUUCUUCUUACUGAAGCUCCUCUCAACCCUAAAGCCAAUAGAGAGAAGAUGACUCAGAUCAUGUUUGAGACUUUUGAUGUCCCUGCUAUGUAUGUUGCUAUUCAAGCUGUGCUUUCGCUUUACGCUAGUGGCCGUACUACAGUCAGUCACACGGUUCCUAUAUACGAAGGUUAUGCACUCCCUCAUGCCAUUCUCAGGCUUGACUUAGCUGGAAGAGAUCUUACCGAUGCUUUGAUGAAGAUCUUGACAGAGAGAGGGUACACAUUUACCACAAGUGCUGAGAGAGAAAUCGUGAGAGAUAUCAAGGAGAAGCUUGCCUAUGUAGCGUUGGAUUAUGAGCAGGAGCUUGAAACAGCGAAAACAAGCUCUGAAAUCGAAAAGAGCUAUGAGCUCCCUGAUGGUCAGGUGAUCACGAUUUGUGCAGAACGAUUCCGCUGCCCGGAAGUUCUCUUUCAACCAUCGUUUGUCGGAAUGGAAGCACCGGGGAUUCAUGAGACCACUUAUAAUUCUAUCAUGAAAUGUGAUGUUGACAUCAGAAAGGACUUGUAUGGUAACAUUGUGCUCAGUGGUGGAUCGACCAUGUUUCCAGGAAUCGCUGAUCGGAUGAGUAAAGAGAUCACGGCAUUGGCACCAAGCAGCAUGAAGAUUAAGGUGGUUGCACCACCUGAGAGAAAGUACAGUGUAUGGAUUGGGGGUUCUAUCUUGUCUUCCCUUAGCACAUUCCAACAGAUGUGGAUUUCAAAGGCAGAAUAUGAGGAAUCAGGGCCAGCCAUUGUUCACAGGAAAUGCUUCUAG
Arabis nemorensis is the source of this 1107-nucleotide messenger RNA. The record is from the annotation of a GenBank genome assembly. Lineage: Eukaryota; Viridiplantae; Streptophyta; Magnoliopsida; Brassicales; Brassicaceae.